Messenger RNA from Microcebus murinus (gray mouse lemur), 2210 nucleotides. RefSeq names its product kynurenine aminotransferase 1 (gene KYAT1). Gene Ontology annotation, molecular function: L-kynurenine:2-oxoglutarate transaminase activity; pyridoxal phosphate binding. Gene Ontology annotation, biological process: biosynthetic process. Gene Ontology annotation, cellular component: mitochondrion; cytoplasm. NCBI's taxonomy places the organism in Eukaryota, Metazoa, Chordata, Mammalia, Primates, Cheirogaleidae. The record is from RefSeq and is a predicted model, not a curated record.
GAGCUCUCUCCUUGCCUUCACCCCGCUCUCUCCCCCGCGCCCUCGCCAUGCUGCUUCGUGGCGGAAGUAGAAGACCUCGGGGUCAGCCCACUUAAAGGGACAGGGAAGGCUGCAACCUUCAGAAAGUACUUGGGGACGAGGGGAAAGCUGCUGAAAUGGAGGUUCACUCUGUAGGAAUAAUUCCCGGGUGGAUGCCAUCUGUCAUGUUAGGGGCUAUCCGUGUUCCUCACCUGGAUUAUUUUUUCCUUAGAGAGCUGUUGUGUGAGACCCAAGUCCUGAGCUCAGAGGCAUUUUCUGGCCAGGGUUCUCUCCUCCCUCCUCCUCAGUCCCUGGAGGAGAAGUCAGCAGUGCCCCGUGGCUCUAGGAGGCAUGUUCAGGAAUGCAGCAGCCAGAUGUGUGCACCUGGUAGGGGCCCUCCGGGGAAGGAAGGCUGGAGCCGCGCUCGCCCGGUGCUUGCACCAGACUCUCGCCAUGACCAAGCGGCUGCAGGCCCAAAGGCUGAAUGGGAUCGAUCACAACCCCUGGGUGGAAUUUGUCAGACUCUCCAGUGAGUAUGACGUUGUGAACUUGGGCCAAGGCUUCCCUGACUUCGCACCCCCAGACUUCGCCAUGGAAGCCCUUCAGCGCGCUGUCAGCGGGGACUUCAUGCUCAAUCAGUACACCAAAGCAUUUGGUUACCCGCCACUGACGGAGAUCCUGGCAAGUUUCUUUGGGAAGCUGCUGGGACAGGAGAUGGACCCACACAAGAAUGUGCUGGUGACUGUGGGAGCUUAUGGGGCCCUGUUUACAGCCUUCCAGGCCCUGGUGGAUGAUGGUGACGAGGUCAUCAUCAUCGAACCUGCUUUUGACUGUUACGAGCCCAUGACGUUGAUGGCUGGGGGUCGCCCUGUAUUCGUGUCCCUGAAGCCAAGUCCCAUCCAGGACGGGGAACUAGAUUCCAGCAGCAACUGGAAGCUGGACCCCACAGAGCUGGCCAGCAAAUUCACCCCUCGCACCAAAGCCCUGGUCCUCAACACACCCAACAACCCUCUGGGAAAGGUGUUCUCCAGGGAGGAGCUGGAGCUGGUGGCUAGCAUGUGCCAGCAGCAUGAUGUGGUGUGCAUCACUGACGAGGUCUACCAGUGGCUGGUCUACGACGGGCACCAGCACAUCAGCAUCGCCAGCCUCCCUGGCAUGUGGGAUCGGACCCUGACCAUCGGUAGCGCUGGCAAGACCUUUAGCGCCACCGGCUGGAAGGUGGGCUGGGUCUUGGGUCCAGAUAAUAUCCUGAAGCACCUGCGGACUGUACACCAGAACUCUAUCUUCCACUGCCCCACACAGAGCCAGGCCGCAGUAGCCUGGAGCUUUGAGCGGGAGCAGCUGUGUUUUGGCCAGCCCAGCAGCUACUUUGUGCAGUUCCCACAGGCCAUGCAGCGAAGGCGUGACCACAUGAUCCGCAGCCUGCAGUCAGUGGGCCUGCAGCCCGUGGUCCCCCAGGGCAGCUACUUCCUCAUCACAGACAUCUCAGACUUAAAGAGGAAGAUGCCCGACUUGCCUGGCACUGCGGAUGAGCCCUAUGACAGCCGCUUCGUCAAGUGGAUGAUCAAGAACAAGGGCUUGGUGGCCAUCCCCGUGUCCAUCUUCUGCAGCAAGCCGCAUCAGAAGCACUUCGACCACUAUAUCCGCUUCUGUUUUGUGAAGGAUGAAUCCACGCUCCGCGCCAUGGACGAGAAGCUGCAGGAGUGGAAGGCCGAGCUCAACCCCUGAAGCCUCCUCUUCAGCCCUGAUCCACCCAGUCCCCACACAUUCUUGUGGGGUCUUUCCAGGUCGGGGGAAGAUGGCACUGGGAGACCCCUUCUCUGUGACGUAGAGUGUUCCCAGGGAAGAGCCCCCUCCUUGUUCUUGGGGAGUCAGGUGUUACCUCUCCACAUUGUCCAUACUCCUGUCCCCAAGUAGAGGGAGGCCUGACCUGGCCUCUUCCUGCCCCUCUCUGGGUCAAGUCACAGGGCUUUGGGUUGCUUCUGGUCUCCCCAGUGUGGCUGGGACUGACAGGGCAGAGUCCUACAGUGUAUUGGACUCAUGUCCCCAACCCUGCACUGCCCCAGCUAAGGCUCAGGUAUAACCCCUACCUUUCCUGUCUAAUCUUGACCUUGGGAAGUUGCCUUUAAUCUUGAGUCCUCAAGCCAGCCCUUUCUGCCCAUAAUAAAGUUUUAAGUUAUUCAAACACUUAA